GCGCCGUCUCGGAAGUCUCGCGAGAGUCAGCGGCGGGCUGCCCUUGGGAGCGCGGUUCUGGUGGGACCCGCGGUGCGGGGUUUGGGCUGAGCGGCCAUGGCCAGGAGGCUCCUCCGUCAGUACACGGACAUCCCAGACGGCACCGACUGCCACCGCAAGGCCUACGCCAGCACGGCUAUCAGCACCAGUGUCGGCCUGGUUGCGUCCGGCUACAGCCUCAUACACAGGCCCCCGGCCUCUGUCCUCGAAGGUGUGGCCAGGGCCGGAAGGUACACAUUUACCGCAGCCGCCAUCGGGGCUGUGUUUGGCCUGACCUCUUGCGUCAGUGCCAAGGUCCGAGAGAAGCCCGAAGACCCCCUGAACUACUUCCUUGGAGGCUGUGCCGGGGGCCUGGUGCUGGGAGCGCGCAUGCACAACUACGGGAUCGCCGCGGGUGGCUGCAUGUACAUGGGCACGACGGCCGCCCUGGUCAAGAUGGGCCAGCUGGAGGGAUGGCAGCUGUUUCCCGACGCCAAGGUGUAGCCCUGCCGCCUCCGCCUCGCCUCCGGACCAGACUGCCUGGAAAUAAACCCUGUGUAUAUGUGUGACA
This is a messenger RNA of Fukomys damarensis (Damara mole-rat), 589 nucleotides long. RefSeq names its product NADH:ubiquinone oxidoreductase subunit A11 (gene Ndufa11). Bases 97 to 522 code for a protein of 141 amino acids. NCBI's taxonomy places the organism in Eukaryota, Metazoa, Chordata, Mammalia, Rodentia, Bathyergidae. The record is from RefSeq and is a predicted model, not a curated record. Gene Ontology annotation, biological process: mitochondrial respiratory chain complex I assembly. The transcript has 4 exons.